Messenger RNA from Gongylonema pulchrum, 555 nucleotides. NCBI's taxonomy places the organism in Eukaryota, Metazoa, Nematoda, Chromadorea, Rhabditida, Gongylonematidae. The record is from the annotation of a GenBank genome assembly.
UUGACAGUUCGCAAAAUCGGUAAUACAAACGUAAAAGCAUUUGUUGCAGCAUGCACGCACGACUCCGACUGCCCACCGUCACACAAAUGUGUUAAUUCGACAGAAACUCCAGAAAGCGGUAUCUGCACGGCAAUUUCGACUGAUGAAACACCGCAGCCAGAAAUAACCACUGCAGCUGCAAGACCUGGUCGCCGUCAACCUUGCACGGACGAUUCCGAUUGCCCCUCCACACACGAGUGCUUUAAUUUGCGAGAAACAGCAGGUGGUGGAUACUGUGUUGAGGCUCCGGAAAAAGAAAGUGAAGAACCAGAAACAACGACUAUUUCUGAACAACUUCAUCCCCGUCAACCUUGCACGAAUGAUACGGAUUGCUUCUUGGGUUACGUGUGUUUUAACUUGCGGGAAACACCAGGUGGUGGAUACUGUGUUGAGGCUCCGGAAGAAGAAAGUGAAGAGCAAGAAACAACAACUGCUCCUGAGGAAACAACGACCGCUCCUAAACAUCCUCGCCUACGUAAGAAUUACAAUUUAUACGAGGCAAUUCCAAUUUACUAG